CUUGAGCACGGUAUCAACACGACACGUGGCGACUUGCUGUGGUGGGUUUUGAACCUCGGCCUCUGAAAUAAAAGCAGGAUGGUAUGUCGUUUCUGCUGGACUCACCUUACAGUCCGCCAUCUUUCAACCGUCACAUCCGGAGCCUCGUCCGCCAUGACCUCUACACGGGGUCACGGGAUGACCUCUACACGGGGUCAUGGAACGUCUCCCGUCCCACCCAGCAGGAGGGCGUGGUCCCGGGCACGCCCCGGGAGGGGGACCGGUCCAACUCCAGCGUGGAGAAGCUGCAGCAAGUCAAGAGCCUCACCCCGCUCCCCGACUGGGGGGUGGCGCUGGAGAGGUGGGGCGUCUGGUGGGAACUGCACGUGUACGGGUUCUCUGUCCUGUUUCUGAUCCUGACGGUGGUCAGCGCCGCCGUCUUCAUCCGCUUCCGGUUGCGGGUCCGGAAGUUGAAGAUUGUGUUCAACACGCUGCUGCUGCUGGCCACUUCCGGUCUGCUACGUGCGCUCUUCAUGCUGCUUGAUCCGUACGGAUAUAAAAGCCGGAUGCCGGAAUUAGUCGUCGGAAUUUUGACGCAGGGGGUGUAUCCCUUGUUUUGUGCCUGCUACGGUCUCACUCAGGUCAUGCUGCUCCGUGUGACCAAGGUCGACGUGGGCAACAGCAAGGUCAGGAGUUUGAGCUGGUUGAUGGGGUGCACCUUGACCUACCUGUUCCUCGUGGUCAUCAUUGAGUCCCUCGUCUCAUUCGAGCGCUCACUCAAGCUGCUGCUGCUGUUAGACAGCGGCUGUUUCAUAGCCUGGGCGCUGUACCUCAGUAUCACGUUCAUCUGUAGCGGCUUCAGACUCACACAGUACGCCACUGAGACCAAACGAGCACGCAAGGAGCUGAACGCCUUCAGCAACAACAGGCGGGGCAACACGAACGGGGCGACCACCCCCACUGACGCCAUCGGUCACGUGGAUUUCCCGGCCACCACACCCGACUCCCCGCCAUUUCCCGUCACACUUCCGGUAUGUGCGGAGAUCAACCCCGCCCCACCCCCACCCCACAAACCCAACAGCAACCUUCGUCUUUCCCGCCCAAAGCUCAAGAUCUCGGAAAAAGAUCACAUGAUGGUUACCAUAGCAACCGACGACGAUGACGUCUCGACGAGUUCGACUGACGUCGAGACGUCCAAGGACGAUAACUCGCGGCGUCAAAAGAAGGGCUACAAGCACGUGCAGAAGACAAAGAGCAGCAGGAUGAAAUCAAAGAGCUCAGGUCCCUACGUGCCCCUGCCUCUAGCAGACGACCAAACACGGAAAAAACCGGCUACCGGUGAGACAAAAACGCGCUCAAAAAGCGGGCGUGAUGCGAAACACGAGACGAUCUCUCCGGGAACAGCCGCGCUCUCCACCGUGGAGGCCGUGGGGUCCUACAGUGUCGCCUACCAGGGAAGCUCCACCCACUAUCUGACCCCCACCCACACGGGCGACAACCUCGUCGAUGUGGCGUACGGCACCGUACCGGAACUGCCGCUACUCCAGCCACCGGAUGUCCGCUCCACCGAGGCGUGGAACACCCUGAACGAGGUCAUCAAGUGCGAGCCGCGAGACAGCCUGGACGAGGAUGACGAGGGGGACAACCCCAGCCCGACCCCCCACACACAGCCCCCCGCGCCCCCCGACACCGCCGCCCUGGAGGCAGCCACGCCCACCGUGGGCACGGACUUCCCGGCGGAGAGUUGGCCCGAGGACACAUGUGAGCGGUCGGUCUGUGCUACAGCCGGCCAGAGACUCGCCCACCAGUACGAGGUUCUAGCCCAGGCCGAGCAGACCAUCAGCAAUCACCUGGAUCACGCCAGCGGCUCCCCCAGGGACAACGGCUACCUGGCCGACACGGAGAACAUUUUCUACUGCACCACCUUCAGCAAGGCCAGUAAUUCGUUACAUCGCCAGCCCUCGUCACGUGAUGAUGUGGCUCAUCUAAGCGGCGAUCUCUCAUCGCAGAGGUCAACGCCCUCCCAUUCGGAUGAUGAAUCGACCACCAGCGCCGGCUUGUCGGAGCGGAUGAGAACAAUGAUGCCGGCGGCACUCAGUCUCUUCAGGAUCCGCCAGAGUAAAGUAGUCCAGCGCGCCGUCCAUCUGACCUACUUCCUCACUUUUCUCUUCAUGUUCGCUUGUCUGCUGCAGCUCUACACGGUCUUUGGGGUCUAUGGGGUCCUCGGCACGAUCCCUAGACCCGACCCCUGGCCCUGGCUCAUAUUUCAUACCAUAUUUCGGGCCACGGAGUUCUCUAUCGGCCUGACGACAGCUUUCAUCGCCUUCUUCAGCCUCAACCACCGCCAUCAGCGGACCAGGAGACGGCUACAGCAGCAGCAGCAGGUAGACCACACCAGAGACUGUGUCGUCUGACAGCCACAUGUGGCGCUGGUGACAACCACAUGUGACGUUGGUGAC
Molecule: messenger RNA, 2438 nt
Organism: Physella acuta
Lineage: Eukaryota; Metazoa; Mollusca; Gastropoda; Physidae
Source: RefSeq, a predicted model, not a curated record